GAGUCCCACUGAAGCCGAGGAAGGAGCUGGUGUUUUCGGAGCAGCCGUCGGGUCAGCUGGAAAUCCGCUGGUCGUCCAAGUUUAACAUAUCCGUGGAGCCCGUCCUCUAUGUGGUGCAGCGCCGCUGGAACUAUGGCAUCCAUCCCAGCGAGGAUGAUGCCACAGAGUGGGAGACAGUGGCACAGACCACAGAGGAGCGCGUCCAACUGGCCGACAUCAGAGCCAGCAGAUGGUACCAGUUCAGAGUGGCUGCAGUCAAUGUCCAUGGGACCCGCGGCUUCACUGCGCCCAGCAAACACUUCCGCUCCUCCAGAGAUCCAUCCGCCCCUCCCAGCCCCACCAGCCUGCGUAUCGCCAACGUGACGCUGGCCGACGAGGGCCUGGUGACGGCUCGGCUCAACUGGACCCUGCCGGAGGAGCCCGACAUCCCCAUACACCACUACAAAGUGUUCUGGAGCUGGACCGUGCCCACCAAGUCCAUGGUGCCGUCCAAGAAGAAGAGGAGAAAGACCACCAAUGGG
This is a messenger RNA of Paralichthys olivaceus (Japanese flounder), 521 nucleotides long. The record is from RefSeq and is a predicted model, not a curated record. Lineage: Eukaryota; Metazoa; Chordata; Actinopteri; Pleuronectiformes; Paralichthyidae.